Rhodofomes roseus is the source of this 4656-nucleotide messenger RNA. RefSeq names its product TPR-like protein. Gene Ontology annotation, molecular function: protein binding. The record is from RefSeq and is a predicted model, not a curated record. Gene Ontology annotation, cellular component: Ski complex. The coding region runs from base 154 to 4437 and encodes 1427 amino acids. The transcript is spliced from 17 exons. Lineage: Eukaryota; Fungi; Basidiomycota; Agaricomycetes; Polyporales; Fomitopsidaceae.
CUCAGCCAAGUCGCUACUUGCCUAUCCACAACCACUUCGCUGCUGCUGUCAUACAGACACCCGCUAUAUCAACAGUCCUGAAACAUCCAUAGGAUUGUCUGUGAGUGGAUAAGCGGAAUUGAACCGAGGCGACGUUGCGACAGCGGUGUUCAUAUGUCGGCAAUUGUCAAAACUAAGUUGAAGGCCGCCAGAGAUGCUGUAGGCAAGAAGGAAUAUGAGAAGGCUCGAGAUGCGUCCCUCGCGGUCCUCGACUAUGACUCCGAGAACUACCACGCGAACGUCUUCCUUGGUGUAUCUUAUCUAAACCUGAAUGCAUACGAGCAGAGCGAGCAAGCAUAUCAGAAAGCCAUAGCGGCAAGCUCUGAUCAGCCAUUGGCAUGGCAGGGUCUUACACAACUCUACGAGAAGAUCCAAAACUGGGACAAGUACGUGGAAACUCUUGAGAACUUGGCCCAUCUCUUCGCCAAGGCUAACGACGCCACAAAAUGUGCAGAGACACUGCAAAAGCUACUCGACUUCCGUCGGAGACCUGAACACAACACUCGCAUCCAGCUGGCACAAGCGUUGGUUCUCGUGCUACCAGACUCGCCCUUCUACGCGGUACUAUCUACUCUUCUCCCGCCGGACCCUACCAACCCGACGGCGUCCUCUACUCAUCCAACACAACUAGCCAUCCAAGAUAGCCUCCCCACCUUGGAAGAACUCAUCUCUAUUCAUGAGCAAGAGGAAACCGAGAACAUCGAGAGGGAGUUCCAGAAGCGGAGGACGCGUUUAGGCGCCGCAGGCCCCGAGCAACUCAAGAAGGAAGUGGCCAGAGAAUUCAUGUGUCCAUCUCAGCUUCCACGGUUGUACAACGAAGUCAUAAACCACCCAAACACAUCCGACGAGUUGCGCCGCGCGACUGAGGCGAAGCUUCUCCACCACAGACAGUUCUAUCUCGCCGCACUUCCUUCAACGGCGGACAUGGCGGACGAGAAGGCAAGAAUCGCUGCGGAGGUGGAGGAACAGAUCAACGGCAUUGUUCUCCUCGAGAUCCCGAACGAACUUGCUUGGACCCUAUUCAUCGAGGGGAAAGAUCCUGAAAGCAUCGAGCAAUACGAUUUUGCAAUUAUGCGUCAAUUCGUACAGCUGUUCCCACAAGCUGCACACACGAGCUUGAUCAAGGGGUACUUCGGGUACAUGGGCAUCCCACUGACCGACAAUGAGGAUGAUGAAGAUGGUUCUCCGCACCCAAACGGCGACAAUGCUGAAGACUACGUAGACAUGAUCAUUGAUGCAUUCGCUAGUCUGCCGGACUCCAUCAUCGCUCACAGGAUCAUGACGGAGAUCUACCAGACAGAGAACGAUAUCGAGAACAUCAUCAAGGUAGCUGAAAGCGGAAUCGAGGUCACUCGUCGUGCAGAGCAGAGCACUGGCAAGGCGCUCCCGACGGUCAAACAGGCAUUCAAUGUCGCCCUGGCUACUGCCCUCGUCGAUUUCUAUCCGCCAAAGAAUCACAGUCGCGCCCUUGGUAUCGUCAACCCGAUUCUAGCAAAGGAUCCAAAUAACGUGCCCUGUCUUAUGGGACGCGGCUACAUCCUGGAGUAUGCUGACAAAUGGCAAGAGGCCGAGCAGUUAUUCUCCAAGGUCGCACAGCUGCUACCGGAGGACCAUCAUGGUAGCCGUGCGAAGGAAGAGAGUGCAUGGUGUAAAGCUAACACUGGCAACCUGGAAGAAGCUGCCGAAAUACUGAGGGAAGUCGUCUCAACAUCGGACAGUCUCGAAGAUCAUGAGACCGAUAAGGCGAGAUGCUGGUACCGACUGGGCAGAUGCUACUGGGAUAUGGGGGUUGAUCACCGUGAAGAAGCUUACCGACACUUCAUCACGUCCCUCAAGCGAUCGUCCACAUUCGCGCCUGCGUUCACGUCUCUUGGCAUCUACUACUCGGAGCACCUCACGCCACCCGAUCCCAACAGGGCGUCGAAGUGCUUCCAGAAGGCCUUCGAGCUUGAUCCGCGGGAAGCGGAUGCGGCUCGCAGACUCGCAGAAGGCUUCGCCGAGGAGAGGGAGUGGGAUCUAGUCGAAGUGGUCGCCCGACGAACGAUCGAUGGAGAGGGCGGUUUGGAGGGUGGGACCGCUACCGCAAGGUACCUACCUAUCAACGCUUGGGCCUGGAAAGCUGUAGGGGUCGUCGAGCUGAACCGUCAGAACUAUCAGUCUGCUAUCCAAGCCUUCCAAAUCGCUCUCAGGACAGACGUAGACGAUCAGCUCUCCUGGCUGCGGUUAGGCGAGGCUUACAGUAAGGCGGGUCGCUUCGCUGCCGCAGUCAAGGCUCUCGAUCGUGCACGGGAGCUUGAUCCAGAAAACUGGAUUUGCUCCUACUUCAUCGGAGAGGUGCAACGCCAGACUGGCGCAUACGAAGAAGCCAUCGCUGCAUUCGAGUCUAUCCUGGUGAAGCACCCCUCAGAACUCGGAGUGCUUGUGUCGCUCGGGCAGGCAUACCUGGACCUAGGUCUGGCUGAGGUAGCUACUGCCUAUACCACUCGGGCGGAGACUUCCUUCCUCGCGGCGAUCCGCGUUACGCUGCGUCUGAUAACUGCUAGUCCUGGGUACCGUCGUGUAGCUUGGAAGAAGGCUGCUGACGCAGUCUACGAUCUGUCGCAAUUUCGUCGAUUUUCUGACGAAGACGCGGUACGUAGUGCUCUGGCUGAACUGAUCCCUCUGGUAUCAGAUCAUCCUGGGACGACCCUGGCAGGAAUCAUGGCCCUACCUGUAUCGCUAGAUACCACUGCGAACACUUCUCUCUUGGCUUUGCAGGUUGCGCUAGCAGCGUUUGAUUAUCGCACAUCGUUGGAUGCCCUUGACGACGCGGCCCGAGGCAGUGCACAUUACGACUUCGGGAUGGCGUUGUUCGCGUAUGCUCGCAAGGUUACGCAACUUCCUUCAGCAGCUGAGCAAGCACGACAGCUUGGAAUGCGCCAGAUCAAAGAUGCGUUGCGUUGCGAACCGUCCAACGAACACUAUUGGAGCGCACUGGGAACAGCUACCUUCGAGUCACAGCCGAGGGUCGCUCAGCACGCCUACGUACGAGCCAUCGAAAUCAACUCCAAGAACGCUGCGACCUGGACCAGCCUGGGCUUGUUCUACCUUCACCACGACGAUGCUGAGCUUGCCAACGAAGCUUUCUACAAGGCGCAGACGCUUGACCCUGACUAUGCAUUAGCUUGGGUCGGACAGGGCCUCGUGGCCACAAUGAACGGACAUACCCAGGAGGCCAGAGCUUUGUUCGAGCAUGCAACCGGCCUGGCGGCACCUGUGCCGGAAGCAGAUGUAGAGUUUGCAACGCGGCUGUUCAAGAAGCACAACUCGACGCCAUCAAGGACGGCUUCAAUAUCAGACGUAUUGUUCCCGGCCUUCUUCGUCAUGGACCGGUUCUGCAGGAGCAGACCCGACGAUCCCUCGGCGCUGCACCUCUUUGGACUCAUUUGCGAGCGCGUCGGUCACGUCGAGCUCGGUAUCGAGGUCCUCAGUCAUGCGAUGUCCCUGCUCGAAGCGGCGUACGAAGAGAGCGAGAAUCCUGUGAUUGAGAACCACUUCGCCAUCGCGCACACCAACAUGGCACGGCUGCGUCUCUCUACGCAAGACUACGACGGCGUUCUUACAUCGACUGAGGUAGUCAUAGGCCUGUUACCUGAGGAACCGGAGGACCGGGCCACCCGAAUACUACUCGCCCAAGCGCAGUUCCUUUCGGGCCUAGCACACUUCAAGCUUGGUCAGUUGUCGGAGGCGCUCGGGUUCUUGGAGGCUGCAAUGGCAGUCGCUGCGGACGACCCGACGAUGCGAGGACACAUCGUUGUCUUACUGGGACAAACGCUCUGGGCGAUUGGGUCGGACGAGGGGAGAGAGUCUGCCAAGGCACAGCUCCUGCAAAGCAUUGAGUCGGAUCCCGAAAACCUAAUGGCUAUCAAUACGCUGGCCGGCAUGGGUAUCCUUACCGGCGACGAGAGCCUAGUAGACGCCGCCUUAUCGGAGAUACUCGCCCUGCCUCUGGACCAACGGCUUAGUCGGGACCCGGGCAGGGACGUCGCCUAUCUGCUCAUACAGCACCAUCUUGCACAGGGCGACGUUGCGCAAGCCUUGUCUAUCGCUCAGAAGGCCGUGCUCGCAGAGCCAUCUAGACCCGAGAUGAGGCAUACACUGGCAGCUCUGGGCGUGCAACACGGCGACAGCAAGAGUGCACAGGCCGUGCUCGCAGGCACAUCUGGGCCGCGGGAAAGCAACCUGGAGAACGCACGGCAGUCACUGCAUUUGGAAGCGAUCACUCGCUGUCUCGCAGAUCCAAGCACAGAGCAAACAGCGGAGGCGCAUACACUAGCCCAGAAAGCUGUCAUACUCUCACCAUGGGACAAGCGCAAAUGGCAAGCCCUCGCUUUCGUCGACAGCCAAAACCGACGGUAGCGUGUCUGUAUGUGGGUCGUGAGGUGUGUGUAGCUCUAGUAGCCCCCAUUAUAAAUUACACUACGUAUGUAGCAACUAGUACCACAGGAUGAGUAUAUGAUAGGAUGUCGAUGGACGUCUACAGGCCCCUCAGAAGCACCGCGCUGAGUUUAUGAGAACUUGCCUGCGCCGCUGCGCGCGACGAGCAACACGCGUUGUGUGAAGGGGUCCCCGCCCUCG